UCUUUACUUUUCUCUAUACUCAGCCUUUCAUUUCUCCCCAAUACCAAAAAAAAAAAAAAAUGGAUGCCACACUCUCAGUCCGACCCAACCGCUUCACGUCGGGGUCACCUUACCCUCGACCCACAUCUCGCAAACCCGGCCCACCGCCCCACAUCUCCCGCCGCCGCCACACCACCACCACCACCACCACCAAGAGGAACCAACCCUGGCCGUGGCCUGGCCCAUUCUCGUCGGCCCGGCGCGCAUUCAUAGCCGCUCCGCCGGUUCUCCAAGCCGGCUCGAGAGCCGACGACUCGGCUCCCUUCGAGAUGUCCGUUGAAAACGCACUCAAGCUCCUCGGAGUCUCCGAUGGAGCUUCCUUCGACGACAUACUUCGCGCCAAAACCUCCGUGCUCGCUUCUUGUAAGGACGACCAGGAUGCGAUUGCUCAGGUUGAGGCUGCAUAUGACAUGUUGCUUAUGCGGAGCUUAACCCAGCGACGAGCGGGAAAAGUUGUGAAUAGUAGCAUCCGUUAUGCCGAUGUUAAACCUGUGAAUGCUUCUGGCAUCGGAUCAAUGCCUCAGUGGUUGCAGACUACUGUGAAGAAUUCACCCAUUUCAGUUGACACACCAUCAACUGGUGAUUUAGGUAUACAAGCAGGCGUGUAUGGGGCUUUGAUGGUAUUAACCUAUGUCAAUGGAGCUUCAACAUCCUCUUCCCUUCCAUAUUCUGGAGCUGAUGUUCCUGGACUGAUAUUGGCUGGUAGCUUUGGAGCUUCCUUGUACUUCAUGACCAAAAAGAAUGUGAAGUUAGGGAAAGCUACUGUAAUUACCUUAGGGGGGCUUGUGGCUGGUGCUGUGGUGGGAUCUGCUGUUGAGAGCUGGUUGCAGGUAGACAUCGUCCCAUUUCUUGGCGUACACUCCCCUGCUGCUGUAAUAAGCGAAUUUAUACUCUUCUCUCAAUUGUUGGUCUCUCUGUACCUUAGAUAAGAUUAAGAGAAGAGUGUAUUUGUAAUUGAUAUUUUGAAAUCUGUAAUUAUUCAUUUGCAUUGAUCAUACCCGAGCUUUUAUAGGAUGUGUAUCAUUGCACAUAUUGUACAAAACCAAAAGUAGAAUGUAGUGAAACUCUAAUCAUUUCCUCAA
Messenger RNA from Quercus robur (English oak), 1121 nucleotides. RefSeq names its product protein CHAPERONE-LIKE PROTEIN OF POR1, chloroplastic. Bases 60 to 968 code for a protein of 302 amino acids. The record is from RefSeq and is a predicted model, not a curated record. Lineage: Eukaryota; Viridiplantae; Streptophyta; Magnoliopsida; Fagales; Fagaceae. The transcript has 3 exons. Gene Ontology annotation, cellular component: chloroplast membrane.